This is a messenger RNA of Saimiri boliviensis boliviensis (Bolivian squirrel monkey), 754 nucleotides long. RefSeq names its product LYR motif containing 2 (gene LYRM2). Gene Ontology annotation, cellular component: mitochondrion. The record is from RefSeq and is a predicted model, not a curated record. NCBI's taxonomy places the organism in Eukaryota, Metazoa, Chordata, Mammalia, Primates, Cebidae.
UCCUGCGCGCUGAGGCUCCGGCGGACCGCUGGCGGACAUGGCCGCUUCCCGCUUCCCCCCAGCGACGCUAACAUUAAAGCAGUUCAUAAGAAGGCAACAAGUUCUUCUCCUCUACAGAAGGAUUUUGCAAACAAUUCGGCAAGUUCCAAAUGAUUCUGAUCGCAAAUACCUGAAAGAUUGGGCAAGGGAAGAAUUCAAAAGAAACAAAAGUGCCACCGAAGAGGACACAAUCCGGAUGAUGAUUACACAAGGCAAUAUGCAGCUCAAAGAGUUAGAAAAAACACUUACUUUAGCAAAAUCUUAACAACUAUAGCAUUAUUCUCAAGAAUUUUCAAAGUCUCCAUGUGUUUUGUUGCAUUUAGGAUUAAAGAUGGACAGCACAAAGCCCAGUCUUACUAUUUGUAUGUACAGUAUUUGCUGCAUUUUGGAAAUGUUUAUGGAUGUCUCCGCAGUUUUUAAAAGAAGCAAAAACCGGCCUGGCGCGGUGGCUCAGGCCUGUAAUCCCAGCACUUUGGGAGGCCGAGGCGGGUGGAUCACGAGGUCAAGAGAUCGAGACCAUCCUGGUCAACAUGGUGAAACUCCGUCUCUACUAAAAAUACAAAAAUUAGCUGGGCAUGGUGGCGCAUGCCUGUAAUCCCAGCUACACAGGAGGCUGAGGCAGGAGAAUUGCCUGAACCCAGGAGGCGGAGGUUGUGGUGAGCCGAGAUCGCGCCAUUGCACUCCAGCCUGGGCAACAAGAGUGAAACUCCGUCUC